Molecule: messenger RNA, 1782 nt
Organism: Monopterus albus (swamp eel)
Lineage: Eukaryota; Metazoa; Chordata; Actinopteri; Synbranchiformes; Synbranchidae
Gene: rad52
Product: RAD52 homolog, DNA repair protein
Exons: 12
Coding region: 306-1589 (427 amino acids)
Biological process (GO): double-strand break repair via single-strand annealing; double-strand break repair via homologous recombination; mitotic recombination
Cellular component (GO): nucleus
Source: RefSeq, a predicted model, not a curated record
GGUACUGAACGGUGUCUGUAGCAAGCACAUACAGCUAAGUGUGAUACUGAACGGUGUCUGUAGCAAGCACAUACAGCUAACGUUAUGGUAAUAAACAAUAGCCACAGGCUAACAGGCUAACACGCUAACAGGCUUCGAUUUGAAACAGCACUAGCAUAGACCCACCUCCGGUUCUCCGAGCGGGAAGUUCAGAUCGUCUCGUUUAACUAAAAUGUAACAAAUGUUCCGGUUCUCUCUGAUUAAUUCAACACAUACCUUACGUUUGGGGAUUUUCAUGGACUCUGGGAGAGGAGAGCUCUGACAACAUGUCCACCAACACGGAGGAGAGGGGCGCCUCCGCACCCAGGUGCUUCGGACAGUGUACCUACACAGCUGAGGAGUACCAGGCGGUGCACAACGCUCUGCGACAGAGGCUGGGACCAGAGUACAUCAGUACCAGACUGGCUGGAGGAGGACAGAAGGUGUGCUACGUUGAAGGGCAUCGGGUCAUCAGCUUGGCUAAUGAGAUGUUUGGAUACAACGGGUGGUCUCACUCCAUCUCCCAGCAGAAUGUUGAUUUUGUAGACCUUAUCAAUGGCAAGUUUUAUGUCGGAGUCAGCGCGUUUGUCAAAGUGCAGCUGAAGGAUGGGUCAUUUCAUGAGGACGUAGGCUAUGGAGUCAGCGAGGGACUGAAGUCUAAAGCUCUGUCACUGGAAAAGGCGAGAAAGGAAGCCGUCACUGAUGGCAUGAAGAGAGCACUGAAAUGCUUUGGUAAUGCUCUUGGAAACUGCAUCCUGGAUAAAGAAUACCUCCUAGCCAUCAACAAGAUCCCCAGACAGCCUCCUCCUCCUUUGGACCCAGCCCAGACUAAGCGCUCUGUGGGUGAGCCAUCUGUGGAGAAGGCUCGAUUCUCCAGUCUGCUCCCAGAGGAAAAGCACGCGUCUGUGGUGGGUCCUACCAGGAUAAAGUUGGAGCCUCAAGCCCUCGACCAGACUUGUGCAAUUCACACUCCUGAUGCUGGCUCCGCUCCUAAUGGGAAGCGCGACAGCGCCGGCUCCGGAGCCAUCAUGAACUCGGCAGAUGCUGUGAGGUCUGAAGCGCACACAGACCCCAAGCAGCUGAGAAAACUCAGACAGCAGCAGCUUCAGCAGAAGUUCAGGAGAGAGAUGGAGGCCAAGAAGCUGCAGCAGAAACAGGAUCAAGCCAAGUCUGAAAACAUAGAGGUCGUUGUUGGUGAAGGAUCCAGUGGAGGUCAUAAAGGUGCAGCUGCGUCCAGCGACGUGAUGGGAUACAGGAAACCAAGCAGCAGGGAUGAGUAUUUAACAGAUGAUCCUGAACUCUGGGGCGUCACUCUGGAUGGGAUUGAGGAGCUGGACGUCCCCACAAGUGGUCCGCCCUCCAGAGGGUCCAGGCCCACCACGCCUAUGAAUCACCACAUGCUGACACGCAGUAAAACCCCCCAGAGAGACCCGGGCCGACCUCCAGCUGAAGCCUCAUCGUACAGCAGGGGACAGGACAGGAGUCACUAUGGGUAUCAGGCCAGAGCAGGUGAAGCUCUCAGUCCGUACAGACAAGGACAGCACAUGAAGAAACGCCGACUGGACACUUGAGAUUUUAUGUUGCUGUUUUACAUUUUCAUCAACAGUUUCUCGAAUCCAGCCACAUGCUUUUACUUUAGUUUUAUAUUUAUUUCAAUGUAUACAUUUGUUAAGCUCAUUUUACAAUAAACUGCUGCUAUGUUUGCUAUUUGGAAAAAUGUUACCUGGUUUUAAAAAAAAUUAAAAUAUAACAAAUCAGUGAGGC